Molecule: messenger RNA, 1059 nt
Organism: Danaus chrysippus (African queen)
Lineage: Eukaryota; Metazoa; Arthropoda; Insecta; Lepidoptera; Nymphalidae
Source: the annotation of a GenBank genome assembly
CUGGGGAAAUCCCAUGAUGACAUAGUGACAUCGCUCCCAAAAGAUGAAGAUGCCCCCGAGCUAGAGUCACGACUUCAAUUCCAUAAGAAAUUUAUGAUAGGAGCACAAAGUAACAGAGCGGGGUUAGGAUCAAAUAGGAAAGUCCAAGAUGCGGAUAUAUUGAAGUCUUUUAUUCGGCAAGACAAGAAUGAUAAAUAUAAGAUCCAUGCAAUGAAUUUAGAAAUGCAGAACGAGUGGUUAUUAGCAUUAAAAUGGCGCACUUUAAUUUAUGAUUGGUCGCCAGCAUUGCUAAAAUUCUAUCUCAAUGCGUUCCAGAUGACUCUCCCAGAUCAGAGUAAUUUAGUAAGAUGGGGUAAAAGUACCGAAAAAACUUGCUAUAUCUGUGGAAAGGCAGUUGGAACUGCUAAGCAUCUGCUGGUGGGAUGUAGGGUACUCCUGGACAGCGGUCAAUACUCGCGUCGUCACGAUAGGGUUCUAGAAGUCAUACGUGAAGCGGUUAGUCUUUCGGUAGCCAGAGCGCAAAAGGCAAUAACCACAAACGAACGAUCAGUAGGUUUUGUGAGAGAAGGCACUAGGGCUACAAAAUCAAACGUCAAGCCUUACUCCAUCCUUAAAGCGGUGUCGGAUUGGACUAUAAUGAUGGACACUUAUGAAAAGCAAUAUAAAAUCCCCGAGGAUAUUUGUGCGUCGGCCUCCAGACCGUAUAUAUAUUUGUUUUCGCGAAUUUUAAAGCGCGUAGUGAUGAUAGAGCUUACGGUCCCUUGGGAAACCAACAUGCCCAAAGACCAUACCAUCAAGGUCAACAAAUAUUACGAGCUCACAAACGAACUCACUCGAAAUAGGUUCGUAGCAGAUUUGUACGCGGUAGAGGUGGGAGCGAGAGGUAUAACAGCGAAAUCUCUCUACAACCUACUAAAGGACUUGGGCUUGUCCAGAACUCACAUUAAUGCAUUCUUGGAACGUAUAUCGAAGGCAGCCCUAGUAGGUUCUUUUCAAAUUUGGUUAGGUAGGGAGAGGAGCUUGGACAGUGGAGGUGAGCGUAUAAUGCGCGUUAGUUAA